AAAAUAAAAAUUAAGUUUAUUUACAUGCCUGCAUUCAUAACAAAGGAUUUUGACCCCUGGGCUAGAGGUGGAGGAUUUCCGGGGAGGUUCUCUGGGCUGAGUCCUCCUUUUCCUUUCCUCUGCUCAGACCACCCAGGCAAGCCACCUCUCAGCACCAACAUCCCCACUGGGGUUUUUCCCAUCCUUGGCACCUUCACCUGUCAGGCCUAGAGGAGAGAAAGAGGCAACCACUAGGGCUGUCUGAAGUGACAAAGCUUCAGGUUGGACUUGAAUUUCUUGCAGCUAGGCUAAUUGGUUGUGCUGAUGCGUCCACCUAUAAAAAUCAGAGUGGUUUACGCAGGGACAGUGCAUCUGUUGGCAGCAGUGGAAGGGAGGAGAGCUCUUCUCAGCGGGUUCCAGCAAACUGGGGCUCAGAGGACCAGCCUCUCUCACUGUUUCCUGAGCCUGAUUCUUCUCGGCCAUCACCUCCCCACUGCCCUAUGGCGGCUGACACGGGCCUCUCCUUCAUGUACCGCUGGUUCAAGAACUGCAAUCUGGUCUGCAACCUCUCGGACAAGUAUGUCUUCAUCACAGGCUGUGACUCUGGCUUCGGGAACCUCCUGGCCAGGCAGCUGGUUGAUCGGGGUAUGCGGGUGCUGGCUGCUUGCUAUACUGAGGAGGGGGCCUGGAAGCUUCGGCAGGAUACUGCCUACCGGCUGCAGACCACACUGCUGGAUGUCACCAAGACUGAGAGCAUCCGGGCGGCGGCCCAGUGGGUGAGGGACCAAGUGGGUGAGCAAGGCCUCUGGGCCCUGGUGAACAAUGCUGGUGUGGGCCUGCCCGGUGGCCCCAAUGAAUGGCUGACCAAAGAGGACUUUGUGAAGGUGAUCAAUGUGAACCUGGUGGGACUGAUCGAUGUGACCCUCCAUAUGCUGCCCAUGGUCAAGAAAGCCCGGGGCAGGGUCAUCAAUAUGUCCAGCUCUGGUGGUCGUGUGGCCGUCAUUGGUGGCGGCUACUGUGUCUCCAAGUUCGGCGUCGAGGCCUUCUCUGACAGCAUCAGGCGUGAGCUCCACUACUUCGGGGUGAAAGUCUGCAUCAUUGAGCCAGGGAACUACCGGACAUCCAUUCUGGGCAAGGAGGGCCUGGAGGGGCAUGUGCGCAAGCUAUGGAAGCGCCUGCCCCAGGAGACGCGCGAGAGCUAUGGCGAGGAGUACUUCCGUAACUAUACUGCCAAGGUAAGAAACGUGGCGCAGUCGGCAGAGCCAAGGAUCAGAGAAGUCACCAACAGCAUGGAACAUGCCAUUGUUUCCCGGAGCCCUCGCAUCCGCUACAACCCCGGCCUGGAUGCCAAACUCCUCUACCUCCCCUUGGCUAAGUUGCCCACCCCUGUGACAGACUUCAUCCUGAGCCGGUACCUUCCAAAGCCAGCAGACAGCGUCUGAGCAGGGGAAGCCCAAGGGGUGGUCAGUGGAGUAUAGAGGAGGGAGCGGAGUAUAGUGGAGGGGGAGAGAAGGCACUGUUGGGUCACAAAGGUUGUACCAGAUGUUCUUGGGGGACGCUCUGCUUGGCUGACACCCUACUCGCUGCUGGUGAAUUUCUGGGUAACUUCUAACAGAAGAUGAAUGCCUCGUUCCACUCACUGGGGCCUCACAGAAACUUGAGGUGGUCUUUGCAGGUUCAAAGACCUGAAGCAUGGCCCCAAGAGCAUCUGUCACCCUGUUAGGAUAUGGCUUUCUCCAGACCUGGAAACGUCAAGGAGAGGAAAACUAGCUCCUGCUGGACCGUGAGCCUCUCUCCAUUGUCACCGCCACUGGGAACCUUGGUGGGGUAAUCCACCCCAGGAGAGCUGAACCACUUUUCUGUUGUGUCUCCAAAUAUGCAUUAACCUCAUUCACAUAACCCAUUAUUUGGAGUAUGCAGAAAACGGAGUGCAAGAUUAUAUCAGGCAAAAGUUUAUAAUUGUAUUUUCUCUCUCUUUUAUGGAUUUCUCUAUCCAUAGGUGAUUGGAAUUCACAUGAAAUAACAUUCAUUUAUUUAAUUAUCAUUGAUUAAUUCUUCAAGUAUUUGUUGAGUGCCUGCUACACACCAGGUAUUGUGUAGGUGCUGGAAGGAUAUAAAGAUGAUUGAAUCAUGGUCUUGGUUUUUUACUCUUUAA
Molecule: messenger RNA, 2134 nt
Organism: Camelus dromedarius (Arabian camel)
Lineage: Eukaryota; Metazoa; Chordata; Mammalia; Artiodactyla; Camelidae
Gene: SDR9C7
Product: short chain dehydrogenase/reductase family 9C member 7
Exons: 4
Coding region: 480-1421 (313 amino acids)
Biological process (GO): retinol metabolic process; steroid metabolic process
Cellular component (GO): intracellular membrane-bounded organelle
Molecular function (GO): all-trans-retinol dehydrogenase (NAD+) activity
Source: RefSeq, a predicted model, not a curated record